CAGCCGUUACUUUUCGUUUAACGUUUGUGCCUCUGCUAGCGUCGUGGAGGCUGCAGGAUUUGAAGGGUGAUCACUGCAGAGAGCGGGAGAGGGAGAGAGACAGAAGCCAGCCCUUGUUUUAACACCUUCUGCAAUAGCUCAAGUUGUCAGACAGCCGAUCACGUGGACAGUCAGAGCCUUUUUCUCUGGGCGAAGAAGGCUAAUAUAGCCGGAAUUAAAGUGAUUUGAGGAAAUAAUAGGGAGAAUGUCAGAGAUGCUGCCUGGCCUACCAACUGUUUCCAGCGUUUUCUGCUUCUACUUUGAACUAAUCGUUGCAAUGACAGUUAGUGUGAAGAGUGUCAAACAGAUGAAAGCAGCUUAAGCAACAGCGUUGCUUGUCCUCUGGAAAUUGCAGGGGGUUUGAAUUACCGCGGACCUUUCUGAAAGAAAAUCACAAGUCGGAAGAUAAACCAUCGUAUUGCCGCUGCUGAGGGACUCCUGAGGCUGUUUGGUUCAUUUCAGCAUGACGGCAAAUGGAAACAAACUGGACAAUGAAACUCUGGAAAUGCUCUCAAACCCGGCAAUUAAGAACACCCUUCCUAUCUUUUACCUUAUUGUCGCUGCAAUCAGUUUGCCAGGGAAUGGGUUUUCUUUAUUUCUGCUUUGUCGAACUCAACCAAAGACAUCGUCCAUCAUAUUCAUGAUCAACCUCACCAUCACCGAUCUGAUACUUGGUGCCUUUUUGCCCUUCCAGAGCAUGUACCAUUGGAAAGGGAACAACUGGACCUUUGGAUCGAGCCUGUGUAGUAUGGUCACUGUGUUAUUCUAUGCCAACAUGUACUGCUCCAUCUUAACCAUGACUUGCAUUAGUUUGGAGCGUUAUUCGGGCGUGGUGCUACCAAUGCAAUGUAAGAGAUGGCGGAUAACAAAGCACGCCAUUCUGAUUUGCUUAGCGAUGUGGGCACUUGUUCUUAUCACCUUGCUGCCGCUGGAGAUGAAUGAUUUGACUUAUAAGGUUCAUGAGCUGAAUAUUACCACAUGUUUUGACGUUCUGAAGAGAGACAUGCUUCCUUCCAAAGCAGCCUGGGCUGCUUUCCUUUUCACCCUAUUUGGAAUUUUGUUCCUGAUUCCAUUUUGCGUCACCGUGUACUGCUACAUCCGAAUCAUUGCCAAGUUGAUCAAAACCUCUACGUCUUAUGGUCACAUACAAAAGCGGAGAGCAGUUUGUUUGGCAUUAAUUGUGCUCUUAGUGUUCAUAACGUGUUUCACCCCCAACAACUUCAUCCUUCUGGCCCACAUAAUCGAACGCAUCUUUUAUGAGAAAGGCAUUUAUAGUGCCUACAAAAUCACUCUCACCCUGAGCUGCCUUAAUAGCUGCCUGGACCCCUUUAUCUACUACUUUGCAUCCAUGGAGUUUCGCAAGAAGCUCAGAGCAUUUUUGCAUUUAAGAGUCACUUCAAGUCAAGGAAGUUUCACUGAAUACAGAAGGGAGAGCAUUCUCUCAAUGAGAUCAGGGCAAAACCACACCGCUUUAGAGUUGCAGGCUUCUCUGACUACAACAAAUGGAUCAGUGUAGGCCAGAGGUGGCAGAAGGAAGGUUGAUACUGUGCCAACUCCAAAUAAAAUUAAUCUGAGGGCAAUAUCAUUUACCCAGAUUAACAACUUUAAUUAUCGGCAACAAAACCAAUGAUGCCAAUGAGGAUUUGUCCAACUGUUCUGGUAGUAAGUAGAUAAAUGCCAAAAAUAUGUGCCUGAGGUUAAUUCCAAGAUUUAGCAUAAUUUGAGCAAGAUCAGAGGGCUGGUUUCAUCAGUUUACAGCCAAGGGUCCCACUCAGUGGCCGCUGUGACAAGAAAGAGGCUCAUCCUCUACAGGGAAAGAAGAAAGGAGGUUUGGGGGAAAAAUAUGUAGUGAUUCCAGUGAGAACCUGGCCAGUGAUUGAAGGCCAUUGUUAAUGGAAUCUGAGAAAGUACAUCACGAUGAAUGUAACUGUGGGACCAUGGACUUAAGGCACUUGCCUAAGAGAAUGGGAGAGAAGACGCUGGGAACACUCUAUUCUUAAAUAAGCAUCAAGGAUUUUGGAAAAGGCUCAUUGUCAAAAUAAAUUUAUUAUCAAAAUGCAUCAUGUACUACCUUAAGAUUCAUUUUCUUGCAGGCAUUUAUAGAAAAUAAAGAAAUACAAUAGAAUUUAUGAAAAGCUAUACACAAAUGAAGACUGAUAUGUAAAGUUAACUUCACCUUCUGAUGUUAGCCUUACCUGCUGUGCAGUUUAGUUCUGUCAGUUUUUAAAAAUCAGGUUUCAGACUUUUAUGGUAUUUUACUAUUUGGCAUGUUAAUGUCGUUCUCAGGAUUUCUCAGAUACAAGCCUUCAGAAGCAGUGUGAGCAUGUUAAUAGAAUUACUUUGCAUCACAGCAAAGUCCAGCUAGUUGAAAUAUCUUUCCCUGUUACUUAAGCACAAAUUGCAGAAGACAUGCAUUCUGAACAAUCGAACAAAAGUAAAGUAAGUUACUGCAAAUUAAACUAAUGCUUCAGCACAUAGGUUAGGCAAGUAUGGUCGUGCAUUUCAUCUGCUGCUUUAUAAAUGUGAAUGUUUGCUAUUCACAAUGCGCCCUGAUGUGAAAAUUGCAUCAAGUAAAAUAUAACGACGUGAGAAGAUCCAGUUGUGAAGUUGGGCAUCUUCCUAGUGAAAUGCUAGUCAAAAGGGUGUUCAAAGUCAUGAAGCGUCAGUAGAAAUCAUGGGGAUUUGCUCCCAUUGACACAAAAGUUAAGAAGCAGCUGUGUAGAUUUAAAUACAUUGGCAGGAGAUCUGGGGAGACGAAAGGUAAAACCUAUGAACAGUAUGAGUGGUAAUGAUGUGGUAUACAUUCCUCGAAAGGAUGGUAAAAUACAGAAUCAGUUUUAUUAUCACUGACAUAUGUCGUGAAACAAGUUUUGUAGCAGCAGCAUAGUGCAAUACAAAAAAUAUCUCAAGUUACAAUAGAAAUAUAAAAAAUAUUGUUAUCCAAUGUAUAACAAAGUAAAUUUUAUUGUCAAGGUACCUGUGUAUCACCAUCUGCAACCCUAAGAUUCAUUUCAAGUUUGACACUGGAGAUUGUCGGCAAAGUUAUGUGAACUACGGGCAAUAGUUUUAAAUAUGCUUUUAAUAUUAAAAAAAUAACGACUUACAACCCAUAUUUGUUUUAUGCAUUACUACCACACACAUUAUCUGCUUUAUGAUGCUCUCUUACUCCCAUAGAUACUGAAGAAAAGAAAUAAAAAGCGAGAGACUUUCUCAUUGAAAACAACAGAAAAAAGAAUAGCUAUAACACUAGAAAGAUCAGAUUAUUGUCAAAUUCCUGACUCCAAGAAUAAACUUUAAUCUUUGUUUGAUGUUCUUUUUCCUCUGCAUUCCUUGGUACAAACUCCUGUAUUUUCCAAUGGAUAGCAUCGGAGUGGCUCCAUUUUUCAUUUGGGGCCACUAUUCCUGUGCCACUCAUUCAAUUUGGCUUUUGGAAUGGGGCAGAAUGUUGAACUGGAAUUAAAACAAGCCAAUGAGUAAAAUAAUUAUUUAAGGGGACAGGGAAGCAAAAUUUCACCUGAUUUACAAGGUCAGGAUGAACCUUUACCAUUCACUUCACCACCCUCUCUUCUGAUUGUCAUGAUGGUUUUAUCUCCCUUAAUCUACCUCUCUACAGAACCCAAAAUUUAAUUUCCUCUGAAUCUGAUGUGUUAGCUGGCUCCUUCUAUUUUGCUUCCCCAAGUCAAUUAGCGCAUUUCUCACUGGCUCCUUUUGACUGACUCAGCUUCCAGAAAGAAAGGUAUCAAUUCUGAAGGAGCAAUUCAGAUACAGUAUUAAUAUUAAUGAAUGUAUAUUGUUUGGAAUGCAGACCAAUGAUUGGAUGUACAGGGAGGGCUGAAUAGAUAACUUGGUUCCUCCUGUGGUCGUAGAUUAUCUUGCACUUGUUAAUAGUUUGCUUAUUUGUCUUCACCUACACAUUAGAUCUUGUCAA
This is a messenger RNA of Mobula hypostoma (lesser devil ray), 3967 nucleotides long. RefSeq names its product P2Y receptor family member 8 (gene p2ry8). The transcript has 4 exons. The record is from RefSeq and is a predicted model, not a curated record. Gene Ontology annotation, molecular function: G protein-coupled receptor activity. Gene Ontology annotation, cellular component: plasma membrane. Bases 503 to 1555 code for a protein of 350 amino acids. Gene Ontology annotation, biological process: positive regulation of Rho protein signal transduction; phospholipase C-activating G protein-coupled receptor signaling pathway. NCBI's taxonomy places the organism in Eukaryota, Metazoa, Chordata, Chondrichthyes, Myliobatiformes, Myliobatidae.